Molecule: messenger RNA, 1059 nt
Organism: Mytilus californianus (California mussel)
Lineage: Eukaryota; Metazoa; Mollusca; Bivalvia; Mytilida; Mytilidae
Product: LITAF domain-containing protein-like
Exons: 3
Coding region: 98-505 (135 amino acids)
Molecular function (GO): zinc ion binding
Source: RefSeq, a predicted model, not a curated record
CCUGUAAACAGUACCAACCUGUAAAGGUAGUAUUUCGAAAUAUUGACAUUUCUAAAGCAUUGAAUUCCUAAUCAAUUUCCUUGUUUAUUCGUGAAAGAUGACGGAAAAAGGUGCACCACCACCGCAGUAUAACCCACCACCACCGGCAUACCCUGGUCAAUAUAACCAGCAGCCAGGCGGUUACCCUGCGCAACCACAGCCACAGUAUGGGUAUGGCGGACAACAAUCCAGUGCUACUGUUGUUGUUACUGGCCAGCCAACAGUUUUGGUACAACAGUUCAGAGAGGCACCUGUUCGUACCCAAUGUCCAAGCUGCAGAGCAGACAUCUUGACCGCAACUCACUAUGAAACGGGAACCAUGACUUGGGUUGUUGCUGGAGUAUUGUGUUUUGUCGGGUUGUGGCUAGGUUGCUGUUUGAUCCCUUUCUGUAUUGAUGGUUGCAAAGAUGUCGUUCACACCUGUCCAUCAUGUCGCCACAGCAUUGGACGCUUCAACCGAAUGUAGUUAAGAGCCCAACAAAGCCAUUGUGCCUAGCUCUUUUCUACAAACAUGACACUGUUUCAAAAUGCCAUGUGAUCAAAAUCGUAGAACAUCUCUUUCUCCCUUAUUUAUAAUUUUCAGAGUGUAAUGUAUGUUAUGUCUUGUAAAAAAAAAGAUAUUCAAACUAAUUGUGGUGUCAGAUUUCUGGUCAUCUAAUUUAUGUUGUAAAAUGACUUAUGACACACCUUAAAUGAGGUGUAGAUAAUUGCAGACAAUACUACUGCAUUACAUAUUACAAUUAUAAUAAUAUAUGAUAUUUAGUGUCGAUAAAAAUCUUCUGUGAUUGCAUAAUGAUAUUUUUUUUUUCGUUUUUUUGGUUGUUUUUGUUUAGAUAUGUAGAUAUAUAGAUAUAAUUGUGAUAUUCCUAUUUACCUUUUCAUUUAGUACUUCUAAUCGUAAAAUCAAAAAUAUUAUUUCUUUUUACGGAAAAAAAGUUUCAUAAUCAUUGAUUUUAUAUUUUAAUUCAGAUUGUUUUGUAUCGUUUUAAUUUAGUAAUAAAUUGUGCCAUAUGCAGUUCA